Messenger RNA from Onychomys torridus (southern grasshopper mouse), 2412 nucleotides. RefSeq names its product tubulin polyglutamylase complex subunit 2 (gene Tpgs2). The record is from RefSeq and is a predicted model, not a curated record. The transcript has 7 exons. Gene Ontology annotation, biological process: protein polyglutamylation. Bases 335 to 1222 code for a protein of 295 amino acids. NCBI's taxonomy places the organism in Eukaryota, Metazoa, Chordata, Mammalia, Rodentia, Cricetidae.
CCCGCUUGCGCCUCCGACCCUGGCGAGGGCAGAGGCUCCUGGCCGAGGCGAGGCGGGGUCGCGGAGAUGUGAGGUGAGGCCCCGGCCAGGGUCGCGGGAACGAGCGCCCAGCGGAACUGCCGCCGCCAGAGCCCCCCGGGGCGCCCAUCCUCUCCUGGUCGAGCCCUCAGGCGCCGAAAACUACAACUCCCGGCAUGCCGUGAGCCCGACGGCCGCAGAGCUGAGGCGGGGUCGGCCGCGUCAGCCGGCAAGCCGGCUCUCCACGGCGGCCCCGGUCACUGCUGCCGCCGCCGCCGGCGCCGCCGCCGCCGCGCGCGGAGGGGGGACGCGUGCCAUGGAGGACGUGCAGCCCCCACCGCAGGCCGGCAGCAAGCCGCACCUGGAGAAGCUGACCCUGGGCAUCACUCGCAUCCUAGAAUCUUCCCCAGGUGUGACAGAAGUGAGCAUAAUAGAAAAGCUGCCUGCUGAACGUCAUAUGAUUUCUUCAUGGGAACAAAAAAACAAUUGUGUGAUGCCUGAAGAUGUGAGGAACUUCUAUUUGAUGACCAAUGGUUUUCACAUGACAUGGAGUGUGAAGCUAGAUGAGCACAUCAUUCCACUGGGAAGCAUGGUGAUUAAUGGCAUUUCAAAACUGACUCAGCUCAUCCAGUCUUCAAUGUAUUCACUUCCUAACGCACCAACUCUGGCGGACCUGGAAGAUGACCAAGAAGAAGACAAUGAAGACCAGCAAGAGAAGCCUCACUUUGACAGUCGCAGUGUGAUAUUUGAGCUGGAUUCGUGCAAUGGUAAUGGGAAGGUUUGCCUCGUCUACAAACACGGGAAACCUGGAUUAGCUCAUGACACUGAGAUCUGGUUCCUGGACAGAGCAUUAUACUGGCAUUUUCUCACAGAUACCUUUACUGCCUAUUACCGCCUGCUCAUCACCCACCUGGGCCUGCCCCAGUGGCAAUAUGCCUUCACCAGCUAUGGCAUUAGCCCACAGGCCAAGCAGUGGUUCAGUAUGUACAAACCCAUCACCUACAACACAAGCCUGCUCACAGAAGAGACCGACUCCUUUGUGAACAAGCUGGACCCCAGCAAAGUGUUCAAGAGCAAGAACAAGAUUUUAAUCCCAAAAAAGAAAGGGCCUGUGCAGCCUGUCAGUGGCCAGAAAGGACCCGGACUCUUAGCUCCUCUUACCCCUAAACCUUCCUCUGGCUCUGGAAACCCUGUCCGAAAGUAAGCAUCCCGUCAGCCUCAAAGCAGGGAUAUCAAUGCACAGGUGCCCUGGGGUGGCCCCAUCCUCAGACACUUUGUGACUGUAGGCAUUCUCCUGAGGAACCAAAGCCUUAGGCCAGGAGUUGGAAAGACCAUACUGAAUUCUCCCCAAGAGUCCUUUCCUUCAUAGGUUGUGCCAACCCCGUCUCUAAAACCAGCUAAGACUUUCAGAUGUGUCUAGAGGUUUACGUUUUGUUUUAUUUGUAUGUCUAUACCCAAUCCUUAACGUCUUAGCAAUAACUACAGAGGUCCUCCCAAAUAAACCCAUGGCUCAACUCAUGAAACAUCAGUAGCAACUAAUCAUGUGACCACCUCUGUUAUGAACACUUUAUACCCUCAGUUGCAUUAGCCACACUUCAAGUAGGCAUGUAAUAACGGGUUCCAUAUUGAUAACACAGAGAUGGGGAACAUUUCUGUCAUAGAAAUGUUUUUGGACACAUUGCAUGCAAACAUUUUCAUACUGUUAGUGUGUAAUGUUGAUGCCUUAGCUUUUUAGGCUGUAUGUUUUGAGAAGACACUUUGAAAGACAGUCUUGCGUUCUUUACGACCUAUACCGCCAACACAUCGCACUUGAGUCAUGGCUUUUUUGUUUAAUUCACUGUAAAAUCCCUGUGCUCCUGAUCAUUUGCCUAUAAGGGGUUUGUUUCCAGCUUUGUAUGGAUAUUUCUACAUUUACCAAAACUAUCUUUAAAAGAGAUUGACCCCUGCUGUAUUUUAUCUGUUAAAGCCCUGGGCAUUCAUUUGCAGAUAAAGCCAGUCUGUUCACAAAAAUUUCCAGCUGUUCUGCUUAUUCACAGUUGAGAGCUGUCUCUCCCAGCUCCCUCUGGUCUAAGCAGUAGCCUGCCUAGAACAGUGUGGGGUGCCAAGAGGCCUUUGUAAGUAAGCAUCCUGUAAUCCAGAAGAAACGUGGUGGGAUUAGACACUGAGCCACCCCACAGGUUUGUCUCAUGUUAAAUGUUAGGCAUAUAACAGAAUUUCUGUAAAGAACUUACUCUGAUUUUCACUUAGGAAUAUCUGAUUCCUUCCUCCACAGUCCUGGCAGUGGGCAGGAGUUACCUACCUAGUCCCAAUGUUCUUAAUGGCUGCAGUUUUUGUAUGGAUAUUCCAAAGGUAGAAGAAUAAAGAGUUAGGAGGAGAGGAAGACUGCACACUCCC